Molecule: messenger RNA, 1583 nt
Organism: Tauraco erythrolophus (red-crested turaco)
Lineage: Eukaryota; Metazoa; Chordata; Aves; Musophagiformes; Musophagidae
Source: RefSeq, a predicted model, not a curated record
CUCUGAAAAUGGCAGAAGCUCAUCAAGCAGUAGCUUUUCAAUUUACAGUAACUCCAGAUGGGAUUGACCUGCGAAUGAGCCAUGAGGCACUCAAACAAAUUUACCUGUCUGGUGUCCAUUCAUGGAAGAGAAAGUUUAUCAGAUUCAAGAAUGGAAUCAUCACUGGUGUUUAUCCCGCUAGCCCAUCUAGCUGGCUUAUUGUAGUUGUGGGUGUGAUGUCAACGAUGUAUGCCAAAAUCGAUCCUUCUUUAGGAAUAAUAGCUAAAAUCAACCAAACACUCAAUACAACUGGCUAUAUGUCAAACCAAACACAGAACAUCGUGAGUGGAAUACUUUUUGGCACAGGGCUUUGGGUUGUCCUUAUUGUCACAAUGCGCUACUCUCUGAAAAUGCUGCUUUCCUAUCAUGGUUGGAUGUUCGGUGAACACGGCAAACUCUCCGCAGGCACCAAGUUUUGGAUGGCACUUGUAAAACUCUUCUCAGGACGUAAACCCAUGUUAUACAGUUUCCAGACGUCUUUGCCACGAUUGCCAGUUCCAGCUGUUAAAGACACAGUCAGUAGGUAUCUGGAAUCAGUUCGUCCACUUAUGGAUGAUGAAGAGUUCAGAAGAAUGGAGGGUCUUGCCAAAGAUUUUGCAUUUAAUUUGGGACCAAGGCUUCAGUGGUAUUUGAAGCUAAAAUCUUGGUGGGCCACGAACUAUGUUAGUGAUUGGUGGGAAGAAUAUAUCUACCUGAGAGGACGUGGACCGAUUAUGGUUAAUAGUAACUAUUUUGCAAUGGACUUCCUUUAUUUAUCUCCCACAACUCUGCAGGCAGCUAGAGCGGGUAACGUUAUCCAUGCUAUCCUGCUCUACCGGAAAAAACUGGACAGACAAGAAAUCAAGCCAAUUCUUCUGCUGGGAUCUACUAUUCCACUCUGCUCAGCUCAGUGGGAGCGGAUGUUUAACACCUCCCGUGUCCCAGGAAAGGAAUCAGAUACUCUCCAGCAUGUGAAAGACAGCAAGCACAUUGUUGUGUAUCAUAAGGGCCGUUACUUCAAAGUGUGGCUGUACCAUGAUGGCAGGCUGUUGAAACCCCGAGAAAUUGAACAGCAGAUGCAAAGAAUUCUUGAUGAUGAUUCAGAGCCUCAGGCUGGUGAAGAGAAACUAGCAGCUCUUACUGCCGGAGAUAGAGUACCAUGGGCUACAGCUCGGCAGGCUUAUUUUAGCAGUGGAAAGAACAAACAGUCCUUAGAUGCUGUUGAAAAAGCAGCAUUUUUUGUGACAUUGGAUGACGUCGAGCAAGGGUACAGGAAAGAAGAUCCAGUGAGGUCACUGGAUGCAUAUGCAAAAUCCUUAAUACAUGGCAAAUGUUAUGACAGGUGGUUUGAUAAAACAUUCACUCUUAUAGUAUUCAAAAAUGGCAAAAUAGGUCUGAAUGCAGAGCACUCUUGGGCAGAUGCUCCUAUUGUUGGACACCUGUGGGAGAAUGUAAUGGCAACUGAGUAUCUUGAACUGGGCUACUCAGAAGAUGGGCAUUGCAAAGGAGAUAGCAAUCAAAACAUUCCUCUUCCUACCAAACUACAGUGGGAAAUUCCAGAAGAA